Molecule: messenger RNA, 5359 nt
Organism: Loxodonta africana (African savanna elephant)
Lineage: Eukaryota; Metazoa; Chordata; Mammalia; Proboscidea; Elephantidae
Gene: SLCO5A1
Product: solute carrier organic anion transporter family member 5A1
Exons: 9
Coding region: 289-2844 (851 amino acids)
Biological process (GO): transmembrane transport; sodium-independent organic anion transport
Cellular component (GO): plasma membrane
Molecular function (GO): protein binding
Source: RefSeq, a predicted model, not a curated record
CGCCGGGAGGUGGACGCCGAGCAGGGCUCAUCUCAGGACUGCACGGACCCCAGCCCUCCGGGGCACGCGGCUGUCGCGCCUCAGGGCAGCGUUUGCGGUCAGGAUGCCCUGCGUGCCUCCCUGCUGGUGAGGAUGCCCUGCUGCGCCGCUCUGCAACCUGGCUCUGCAUCCCCAGCCCCCGUCCCUGGUGGGCACGAGUGCGUGGGCCUGGCCUCGGCAUCCCGUGCCGGUGGAUGAAAAGCGCCAAAGUCCUUGAGUGUGAUCCGCGAUUGAAUCUGGAUAAGAGCCAUGGACGAAGGCACUGGGCUGCAGCUCGGGGCCGGAGAGCAGCUGGAGGCACUGGCCACAGAAAGAGAAGUCCAAGAGAAGAGGGAGUCAGAGACGUUUAGGUCCAAGAGUUUACCGGUCUUGAACAGCGCCCCCUGCCGGCCGGACGUCAGUUCCGGGAGUGUAGACACCAAGCCGGCCUUCAGCUGUACAGAUUCUUUGGGCCACCAGGAGUUGAAGCAAGGCCACGGCCCGUUUUCCCCUAGCCCCUCUGUCCAGUCGACUUCGGUGGGGAUGGCGGGGUGCGUGGACUGUAACCACAAGGUGGACGUCAGCAAAGCCCUCUCGGUGUCCUCCACUCUGGCCACGCUACAGGGGAGAAGAUGUCUCUAUGUGGUCCUCACCGAUUCCCGUUGCUUCCUGGUUUGCAUGUGCGUCCUGACCUUCAUUCAGGCCUUAAUGGUCUCCGGGUACCUGAGCAGUGUCAUCACCACCAUUGAAAGGCGCUACAGUCUGAAGAGUUCUGAGUCGGGGCUGCUGGUCAGCUGCUUUGACAUCGGGAGCCUAGUGGUGGUGGUGUUCGUCAGCUACUUUGGCGGCCGGGGUCGGAGGCCCCUGUGGCUGGCUGUGGGUGGACUUUUUAUUGCCAUCGGGGCUGCCCUAUUCGCUUUACCUCACUUCAUCUCCCCCCCUUACCAGAUCCAAGAGUUGAACGCCUCGGCCUCCAAUGACGGCCUGUGUCAGAAUGGAAACUCCACAACAACUUUCGAGGCUCCCGCCUGCCUAAAGGACUCAGGAGGAAAUAAUCACUGGGUCUAUGUGGCUUUAUUCGUUUGCGCACAGAUUCUUAUUGGAAUGGGCUCCACACCCAUUUAUACCCUGGGACCAACCUACUUAGACGAUAACGUCAAGAAAGAAAACGCAUCCUUGUACCUAGCCAUCAUGUAUGUCAUGGGCGCACUUGGUCCUGCAGUGGGAUAUUUAUUAGGUGGACUUCUUAUUGGUUUUUAUGUUGACCCCAGAAAUCCUGUUUACCUUGACCAGAAUGACCCUCGUUUCAUUGGAAACUGGUGGAGUGGAUUCCUCCUUUGUGCCAUUGCAAUGUUUCUUGUGAUAUUCCCAAUGUUUACUUUUCCUAAAAAGCUUCCACCUCGGCACAAGAAAAAGAAAAAGAAGAAAUAUUCUGUUGAUGUUGCUAGUGAUGAGGACGUUAUGAAAGAGAAAUCAAACAAUAGUGAACAAGUGGACAAAAAAGUUUCUUCCAUGGGAUUUGGAAAGAAUGUCAGAGACCUUCCAAGAGCAGCUGUCAGGAUCUUAAGCAACAUGACAUUCCUUUUUGUGAGUUUGUCAUACACAGCUGAGAGUGCCAUUGUAACUGCUUUCAUUACCUUCAUUCCCAAGUUCAUCGAGUCACAGUUUGGUAUCCCCGCUUCCAAUGCCAGCAUCUACACUGGUGUUAUUAUUGUCCCCAGCGCUGGUGUUGGUAUUGUCCUGGGAGGCUACAUUAUAAAAAAACUGAAACUUGGUGCGAGAGAAUCUGCAAAGCUAGCAAUGAUCUGCAGUGGUGUGUCUUUACUGUGUUUCUCCACCCUAUUUAUUGUUGGAUGUGAAAGUAUUAAUCUAGGAGGCAUAAACAUCCCUUAUACAACAGGACCUUCUCUUACCAUGCCACAUAGGAAUCUGACAGGAAGCUGCAAUGUUAAUUGUGGCUGUAAAAUACAUGAAUAUGAGCCAGUCUGUGGAUCAGAUGGCAUUACGUACUUUAACCCUUGUCUGGCUGGCUGUGUUAAUAGUGGUAAUCUUAGCACCGGGAUACGGAAUUAUACAGAAUGCACCUGUGUCCAGAGCCGACAAGUGAUCACUCCACCCACAGUGGGACAGCGUGGUCAGCUCCGUGUGGUCAUUGUCAAGACCUAUCUCAAUGAGAAUGGCUACGCUGUAUCUGGGAAGUGUAAACGGACCUGUAAUACCCUUAUCCCGUUCUUAAUUUUUCUUUUCAUAGUCACCUUCAUCACAGCGUGUGCCCAACCAUCAGCCAUCAUAGUAACACUCAGGUCCGUAGAAGACGAUGAGAGACCUUUUGCACUGGGAAUGCAGUUUGUUUUGUUGAGAACACUUGCAUACAUUCCUACUCCGAUUUACUUUGGAGCAGUCAUUGACACCACCUGCAUGCUCUGGCAACAGGAAUGUGGCGUGCAAGGCUCCUGUUGGGAGUACAAUGUGACAUCGUUUCGUUUUGUCUAUUUUGGUUUGGCGGCUGGCCUCAAAUUUGUUGGCUUCAUUUUUAUUUUUCUGGCCUGGUACUCCAUUAAAUACAAGGAGGAGGAACAGCAGAGGCAGAGGUGGCGAGAAUUCCCUCUGAGCACUGUGAGUGAGAUGGUGGGCCACACCAACCAUGCUGCCAACUCUGCCCGGACUAGGUCUUGCCCUACUUUCAGCACCCAAGGAGAAUUCCACGAAGAGCCUGGUCUGCAAAAAGGGAUCCAGGCCACGGCACAGACCUAUCCUGGGCCCUUCCCUGAAGCAAUAAGUUCCUCUGCCUACUCGGGGCUGGAAGAAAGUCCGACUGCCAUCUAGCCUCUCUCUCCUGAAGCUUGAAGAUGGAAGACUCUACUUUUGUUGGUUGAGUUGAAUAUGGCGACUUGAGAAACACCCGUGCCUUCUCUCCUUUCUUUUUUUAACCUCUAAAGAUACAAUCCUCAAACCAACAAAACUCAGUAUAAACAGCCACUAUUGAUUGAGGGCUGGAUACCUCAACAAACUGAGAGCCCUUUCCCCCCUUCUCUCCCAGAAGGAGGAGUUUCGAUAGAUUCGUUACCAUUUCCGCUCUGUUAAUUUAACGCCCAUGCUCCAGUGUGGUGUAAGGCUGAGGUACAUGGUUAACAAAAUCAUGGGGAGGGUGGUGGCAGUGCCGGUCAUUAACAUACACUUCAAACACAGGUGAGCUUGACCAUGACUUUGCUUUUACAAAUCAAAGUUUUUAGAUGUGAACACCUACUGAGUUUCUGCUACAAAGCACAAAUGAAUUUGCCUCAACUAUGCAAUUUGAUUGGAAAAAACAUAAGUGCAGCAUGUUCCUUUUGCUUUCAGAGACUAAAGCUGGUAAGUUUUUAAAAAGAGGAAACUAAACUUUUCCUAAAGCACUGUUAAUAGCAUUUUAAGCCAUAGCAGAGUUAUAAAUCAGGUAGAAUUUUUCAUAUGCUUCCAAGGAACCAUAUGCAUAGCUCGAUAAAAGGAACUUUUUCAUUUCAUAAGACACGUUCUUCUAGUCUGUCUGCCCCAUCCUAAGGUGGUUGUCAAAGAGUCUGCUGAAUCAUGUACCUUGAAAAUACACUCCAGUGUUCUUUAGUGAGGGGCUUUAGAUCUAGUAUGCUAAAUGGUAUGGUUAGAAACUGUAAUCGGAGAUGCAUGGCAUGGGAAGAAACUGAUGACUUUCUCAUUCAAGGAAAUUGCUGCAGAAAUUCCUUUAGCUCUUAUGGGCCUACCCGAACGUGGUUCAGGUUGCAAACUUGACAAUCAAACGUAGUUGCAAAAAGAAAUUCCAGAAAACUAAGGUUGAGUCCCACCUGAUGGUUUUAAUCAUACACUUGGAAGCAGUGACAACUCUUUGUUUUGUUCUUUUUUUUUUUUUCUGUAUAGAAAAUUGUCGUGGUUUCCCCUGCAAUAGAGGAAUUAUAUCAGAAAACUGUACCUGGGAUCUGAAAAUUGCUUUGAAUACAGGAGGAAUGAGAUUGUGAGCUAGACCUAGACUAUGAUCCUAAGUAAUGAUUAGAAAUUAUUUAAAAUAAACCAUUCUAACAAACGGAUCCCUAGUUUAUCAGAGUUAGAAUCAUUUCACUCCACCUUUGAUUCUUUUCUAAUGUGACAUUCCUGAAGCGCUUCGGAGAGAAGAUUUUUCUCUUCCUAAGUGCACUUUGGGCUCAUUAUUCAUCUUUCUUUUCAGUACCUUGCAGCUCUUUACUUCAGCUCAGGCACCACACGCAUGCUUUCUGUGUGGAUCUUAAGAUAGACGCCUCCUAACACCACUAUGGAUGAUAUCAAGUUAGCUCAUGGGAUCUGGCUGCUUAGAAAAAGAAUCAUGACAACUCAGAUUUGGUGAGGGGGACUGUAGGGCCCAAACGCCAAUAUAACUGUGCCAAGGAUCCCAUGUUUAGGUAAGGCUAGUCUGGGAAAACGACCGUGAAGAUGGUGCAGGACCGGGCAGCGUUUUGUUCUGUUAUACAUGGGGCCACCAUGAGUCAGAGCCAACUGGAGGGCAACUAACAACAACAAUUUGGGCAUUGGCCCCAUUGGCUGGUAUAUAUUCUUCCCUAGAUGGGAUGAGAGUCCCUGGGUGGUGAAAUGAUCUAUGGGGUCAGCUGCUAAACAAAAGGUUGGAGGUUAGAGUCCAUCUAGAGGUGCCUCGGAAGAAAGGCCUGGUAAUAUAAAAAAAAUUUUUUUUUUUUUAUACUUCUAAAAAAUCAGUCAUUGAAAACCCUGUGAAGCACAGUUCUACUCUGACACAGAUGGGGUCGUCAGGAGUCAGAGUUGACUCAACGGCAACUGGUUUUGUUUUGGUUUCCAGAUGGGAUGUUAUUGACAGACUGAUGAUCCAGGCUUUCUCUCUCCAGCCUGGGCUGCACUAGUGGAAUCAUGUGACUAUUCCUGGGCCCAGGGUUUUCCUCUCAACCUAGGAAUGGCACUGGUCAAAUGGUUCUCUUGGUCGAGUGCAGUUUGUGGAGAUGGUUAUCACUCUUAGACUGAAUGGUGUGUCCAAGAGGUGGAGUCUCAGAUGACAAGGCUUCCCUUUGACCCUUGGGCCUGGCUCUCGAGAAGGCGAGCGGUCUGGCUCGGUUAAAUCAUAGAAACCACUGGUGCUUAUAACUGCGCUUGUGUCUGUCAAGCUCCAGUCAACGUGGUGUACGCUGAGGGCCAUUAACUUAGUGUCUUCUCUGGGGCCUCAGGCUUCCUCUCGACCCUCUAUGGUAGAUCUAUGGCUCCUUCAAAAGAGAAGAUUUCUUCCUGUUGACGAGGGGUGGUGGUAAUUUUUCUCUGGUCAUAAUGAAACUGCAUUGAGAGAAUUUUUGUGGGAAUGGCACUUUUUUUUUUUUUU